Dictyostelium purpureum is the source of this 3954-nucleotide messenger RNA. RefSeq lists its product as uncharacterized. Gene Ontology annotation, molecular function: protein binding. Gene Ontology annotation, biological process: deadenylation-independent decapping of nuclear-transcribed mRNA. The coding region runs from base 1 to 3954 and encodes 1317 amino acids. NCBI's taxonomy places the organism in Eukaryota, Evosea, Eumycetozoa, Dictyosteliales, Dictyosteliaceae. The transcript has 2 exons. Gene Ontology annotation, cellular component: P-body. The record is from RefSeq and is a predicted model, not a curated record.
AUGACCAAUACUAUGACCCAUGAAGAGUUUGAAAGACAACAACAAUCACAACCACAACCAAUAAAUAAUGUUAUGAGAUUUUUUCAAAACUUUGGUUUACCAAACAAUCAAGAGCAACAACCACAACAACCAUCGCCACAAUCACAACAACCAAAUAUAUUUUCUUUUUUAAGUGGAGAAAUUAAAAAUAGUUUAACAUCACCAACUAUUUCACCAUCAACAUCAUCAAAUAAUAUAAAUAAUAAUUUAAAUGGAUCUCAUUCAAACUUAUCAUCAUCAUUUGGUAAUUUAAUUACAAAGUCAGUUAGCAAUAAUAGCAUCAAUCAAAAUAAUCAAAAUAAUCAAAAUUUACAUAAUGGGUUAUAUUUGAAUGGUAAAAAUAUUAAAAUCAAUUCAAAUAAAGUUUUGGAUAGUAAAUUUGAAGUUGAAUCACAAACUGUUACAGUUAUUCAAUCAAGUAGAAAUGCAGGAAAUAGUUUAGGAAAUUUAAUAACAUUUAAUAAAAAUUUUAUAUCAUAUGUUGUUAAAGGUGAAAAAGUUAGAAUCUUGGAUCGUUCAUCAUCAAAUAAAGUUUUAUUAAAAGAUUUUCCAGAUGUAGUCGAUAUUCAGUUCCAUAGUGAAGAUGUAAAUAUUCUUUCGUGUUGUUCAAUGGGUAGCGGAUCCAUUUAUAUUUACGAGUUGGUAAAUAAUAUUCAAACAUUAGAAGAUGUAAAACUAUUAGCUAAAAUUCCACCACCACCCCAAAUAGUAACCAAUGAAAAGACAUAUUAUACUACUGUAAAAUGGCAUCCAACCAAACCAGAUAUUCUCCUUACCUGUACAAAUAAUUCCCCAACAGUCUAUUGUUUCAAUAUUCACAAUCCAAAUACCCCACUAAUAGUUUUAGAGCCACCAAAAUCAACUAUAGAAAGUUUAAAUCAUCACACCACAGGUUUAAAUUGGUCAUCUGAUGGAGCAUCCAUUGCCUUUUGUAAUAAAGAUUGUAUUUGCAUCUAUGGUACCGAUCUUCCAAAUAGUCAUCAAUCAUUAAAAAGCAUUUACCAAAACAAUAAUGAUGAAUUUAAAGAUGGUUUCCUUUAUGUAUAUCAAAUAAGUGAAAACUAUUUAGUAGCCGUAACAAAUCAAUCAGAAAUCAUUUUAUUUUCAACUUUAAAUUGGUCCGUUAUUCAAAGAAUUACUUUUUCAACAAGUUUAUUCACCAACUAUUCAUUAUUUACAAUUAAAGAUUCAUUUUUAUUUAUUUCUGACAAUAACUCUUCAAAAGCAUAUAUUAUUCAUAUCAACGAAUCUGAAACCGAUAUUCCCCAUUUCGACUUUAUAAAUCAAUGCGAUUUUAAAAAACCAAUAAUAAGUUUUUGUUUCCAAUCAUCACCAUCUAUUUCAUCUCUAAAUAGCUCAAAAGGUUCAAUUCAACAACAACAACAAGAUAAAGAAAAAGAAGAAAAAUGUUUUUGUACUUGUACUAUUCAAUCAAAUGCCAUAUCACUUCAUUCAAUUACUUUAGAUAGUUGUUAUUCAGAAAAUGAUCAAUAUACUUGUGAUUCAAGUGAUAUUAUUGAACAAUUUGGAAACUAUAAAGAUAAUUUAGAUAAUCAACAAAAUAAUAAUGAUAUUAAUAUUAAUAUUAGUACCCCAAUAAAUGAACCAUUAUCACCAAUAAGUAGUACAAAUGCAACUAUAGGCAGCGAAGAUGAAGAUAAAUUAAAUACUUUAACAAAUACAAAGCCUUUUGUUCAACCUUCAUCACCACCACCAUUAUCUUUACCAGAACCAGAUUUAACCUCUUGUGGUGUCCCCUCAACAAGUGACUCUAUAAUUAACUCUUCAAUCUCACCAUCUAUUGAAAAUAACACAACCACCAACACCACAAAAGCCAAAAAAGAAAGUACAAAAGUUUCAAAGAAAAAAACAGCCACUCCAACUACAACCACAACCACAACCACUACCACUACUAAUAAACCAGAUUCACCAUCCUUAUCACCAACAAUAUAUAAUGUAACUGAAGAUACAUUAGUAGGCUCAACUUCACCAGUAACUGCUAAAAAGAAAUCCUCAAAACCAAAAGUUUCAAGCUCAAGUUCAAGUGAAUCAUUAAAUCAAGAUAGUAAAGAAACCAAAUCAGUUACCCCAAGCAAAACUUCAAAAUCUUUAGCAACUCCAACAACACCAUCAACACCAACACCGGCCGCAACAACCACCCCAUCAACAACACCAACCAAACCUAAAAAUGUUACUCCAUCGUUUGUUCCACCAGUAUUAAAUAUUCCAUUAUCAAAUCCAGUAUCGAAUAAACAACCAGGUUCAAAACCAAAAGAAACAACUUCACCAUCUUCAAUUCCACAAACUAUACCAUUACCAUCUUCACCAGCUCCACAACCACAACCACAACAACAACAACAAGUUGAAACCAUUUCAUCACCAUCCAUUCAACAAUCACAACCACAACAAGUAUCAUCCUCUUCAUCAUCGUCAUCAUCACCAAAUCAAUAUAUAGCAACACAAUCACAAGAUUACAAUUUCUUAUUUAAAGAAAUGGAAAAUAGGUUAUUUAAUAGAAUUGAAAAAUCAAUGAUUAAUCAAAUUACCCAAUUAGAAAAAGAAAGACAAGAGAGAGAACAAUUAGAAAGAGAAAGACAAGAAAAACUUUUAACUGUUGUACAUCAAUCAAUAACUACAAUGGCCAAAGCUAAUUUAGAAAAAGUUAUAAAGAAAGAGAUUGCCAACACAUUUGUAAAUUUAGAGAAAACACUUCCAGCUGCUAUAGAGACCACUGUUACUAAAUUAACUCUAGAACAAAUGAAGAAACUUUCAGCCAAAACUGAUUCUCUUUUAAAAUCAUCAUCUGAAGCCAUUGUAAAUAAUGUAAAGGGUGCCAUUAUAUCCGAUGCUUUUGAAGGUUUAAUCAAACCACAAAUAGAAUCAGUUUUCCUCAGUUAUUUCCAAAAUGUUUUAAUUCCAGGAUUUGAUAAAAGCUGCCAAUCAAUGUUUACCCACCUCAGCUAUACUUUUGAAAAUGGUUUUAAUCAAGCAAUUCAACAUCAAACAUUAAAUGCUCAAGGUCAACAUUUAGCACUUGAAAAAAUAUUAAAUGAAAAUACAACAAUCUUAAAGGAAUGUACUCAAUCUUUAAAUGAACAACAAACAAAUCUUUUUAAUGAAUUGAAAAAACAACAAGAAAAACAACAAUUCAUUAGUCAGCAAUUACAACAAUUACAACAACAGCAACCACAACAACAAUUUUCACCACCACCACCACCACAUCACAUGCCACCAAUGCAUCAACAACAACAAUUUUCACCACAACCACCUUUUCCAAAUUUACCACAAAUGAAUAUGAAAAUGAACCCACAAAACUUUUAUCAAUUCCAAAAUCCAAAUAUGAUGAAUAUGAAUUCACCAAAUGAAUCUUUCCAACAUUUACAACAACCAUUAUCUCCACAACAAUCACAACAACCACAACAAUCACCAGCUCCAUCACCACCACCACAACAGCAAUCACAACAACAACAACAACAAUCACAACAAAAUAAAAACUCUUCAAUUACUUUACAACAACAACAAGUUAUUAAUCAAAAACUUGCAUCAUAUCCACAAUUAAAAGCCUUAGUCGAAACCAAUUAUAUCGAUGCAUUUAAUUUUGCCCUAAAUGCCUCAAAUCUUCAAAUGGUUGUUAAUUUAUGUUCAUCACUCGAUCCAAGCGUAGUACUUUCAAGUAUGAAAUUCCCUCAAACCAUUAUUCUUUCUUUAAUUCAACAACUUUCAAUUAAUCUUACUACCGAUACUGAACUUAAAUUAAAAUGGAUUAAAGAUUGUCUUUUCUUUGUAGAUAAUAGUAAAGCCGAUGUCACCAAAAAAAUUCUUAAAGUUCUCAAAGUCAAAUUAGAUGAUCCUCAAUUAUCUUCUUCUAAUCAACAUCUACUUCAACAAAUUAAAUUUAUGAUUAAAGAUAUUUAA